AAAUACUACCCUGCUCUCUUUUCCUUGCGGAAGCUCAAUUUCCCAUAGGCAUCUAUCUCCAUACUCUGACAGACACACAAAAUAGAGAAAUCAUCACAAAGAGAGAGUCACAUGAAAAUUGAAAUGGCCACAAAACAAGUUACUACUACUAUGGUUCAUGUAGAUGAUGAUGACUACAUUGACAUGGAACUAUGUAAUUCCUCCCCAAAUUUCUUCUCUUAUUCCCUUAGCUCUCCACCAUCCAACAGAGAGUUUGAAUUCCAAAUGAGUGAGAAAGAGUCAUUAACUUCUCCAGCUGAUGAUCUCUUCUACAAGGGAAAACUCCUUCCUCUUCACCUUCCCCCUCGUUUGCAAAUGGUUCAAAAGCUCGUUGAAAACUCCUCCACCAAUGCCAAAUUUGAGUACAUCAAAUCAGAUUCACCUUCAACAAAUGCCAACACCCCUUUUGAAUCCAACAUCUCUCCUUCAGAAUCACGCCGUGUGAGCAGUGAUGUGAGCCCAAAUGAAUACCAACUUGGGUGGUUUUCUGACAUUAACAAGUACAACCUUAGUGGUGGUGAUCUUCCUAAGAAGUCUUUGCCCAAGAAACUGAAACAGAUGAAGCAGUUCUGGCUUGGCCUGAGACUCAAGGCCUCAAGGGCUUACCUGAAAACCUUGUUCAACAAAUCUGGUUGCUCAGACAAGUUUUGUGCCAGUGCUGCAAGCAACAACAACAUGGGAGCGGAGAAGAAAUCAUUAAAGUGCAAAGAGUGUCAGAACAAGUACAUGAAGGUUGCAAGGAGAAACCCUUUUGAGAGUUUCUAUGAUAGCAAGGACCAGGCAACUUGUUCUGUCGUGAAGAGCAUCAGAAGAGAGAUGCUUGAAGUUGUUGAAGAUGAUUUCUGUGACCACAGGAGGUCUUUCUCUGGGGUUGGUCAACGACAUUGUUCCACAAAGGCUUCAUCUUUGUCCACAUCUUCAUCAGGGUCAUCUUCUUCAUCUUCUUCUUUUUCUUUUAGCUCAGCUGGGUACUAUGAUUUGCAACUUUUCAAGAGGAGCAUCAGUGCCAAUUAUGAGUUGGAAAGUUCAAUCCAGGGAGCCAUUGCUCAUUGCAAGCAGUCUCAGCAGCAGUGUGGUUCAAAGAAUGGUUCAGAUGAUAGAAGGAUUUGUUCUCAAUUUGCAACAAAAAUGCAGUUGGUGAGAGUUAAUGAAUAGCCACACUUGCCAGCACCAUAGUGUGUGUGUGUGUGUGAGUGAUAGUGUUGACUCUGUUGAGAAAACCUUGUAAGAGGAGAAAGAGGCAUUUUUAUUUGAAAUGCUAUAGCAUUUUGAUGGAGUUUACUGUUUGAAUUAAUAGCUUCCAGCAUUAAUUUGCUAAAUAAUAAGAUUAAAUUCUUCUGUU
Molecule: messenger RNA, 1381 nt
Organism: Glycine soja
Lineage: Eukaryota; Viridiplantae; Streptophyta; Magnoliopsida; Fabales; Fabaceae
Product: probable membrane-associated kinase regulator 4
Exons: 1
Coding region: 112-1194 (360 amino acids)
Cellular component (GO): plasma membrane
Molecular function (GO): kinase inhibitor activity
Source: RefSeq, a predicted model, not a curated record